AUGUCGUUGGGUCCUCUUAAAGCUAUCAAUGACAAACAAUUGAAUACCCGUUCUAAACUAGUUCACACCCCAAUUAAAGGGAAUGCUCCAGACCUCGCAGGCAAAGAAAAUCACUUAAAGCAAACAAAGAGGCUGGAUCCAAAUAAUGACAAUCAUCACCAACCAGCACAAAAAAAGAAGAGAGAGAAGUUAUCUGCACUAUGCAAAACCCCACCUUCACUAAUUAAAACAAGAGGUAAGGACUACCAUAGAGGUCAUUUUCUUGGUGAAGGUGGCUUUGCUCGUUGUUUCCAAAUCAAAGAUGACUCUGGUGAAAUAUUCGCUGCCAAAACAGUUGCUAAAGCUUCAAUAAAAUCGGAAAAGACAAGGAAGAAACUUUUAUCAGAGAUUCAAAUUCAUAAAAGUAUGGCUCAUCCUAAUAUCGUUCAAUUCGUUGAUUGUUUUGAAGAUGAUAGCAAUGUUUAUAUUUUAUUGGAAAUAUGCCCCAAUGGGUCAUUAAUGGAACUAUUGAAGAGAAGAAAAGUUUUAACAGAACCAGAAGUUAGAUUUUUCACCACACAAAUAUGUGGUGCAAUCAAAUAUAUGCAUUCACGAAGAGUUAUACAUAGAGAUUUAAAGCUUGGUAAUAUCUUCUUCGAUUCAAAUUACAAUUUAAAGAUCGGUGAUUUCGGUUUAGCAGCUGUGUUGGCAAACGAAAGUGAACGUAAAUAUACUAUAUGUGGUACACCUAACUACAUUGCUCCAGAAGUGCUAAUGGGGAAACAUUCCGGACAUUCAUUUGAAGUAGAUAUCUGGUCUUUAGGGGUUAUGCUUUAUGCUUUGUUGAUUGGUAAGCCUCCAUUCCAAGCAAGAGACGUAAACACUAUUUAUGAAAGGAUUAAAUGUCGUGAUUUUUCUUUUCCCAAAGAUAAGCCAAUUUCAGACGAAGGUAAAAUUUUAAUAAGAGAUAUUUUAUCUUUAGAUCCAAUAGAAAGGCCCUCUUUGACAGAAAUCAUGGAUUACGUAUGGUUUAGAGGAACUUUUCCACCAUCCAUACCUUCAACAGUUAUGUCCGAGGCAUCGAAUUUCGACAAUAUUCCAGAAGAGCAAUCACUAAUUAAUUUCAAAGACUGUAUGGAAAAAUCUCUAUUAUUGGAAGCCAUGAGUAGCGAUAAAAGCCAACGUCAAAAGAGGGACUAUAUAUCGUCAAUCAAAUCUAGUAUUGACAAAUUAGAAGAAUAUCAACAAAAUAGACCAUUUUUACCUCACUCCUUAUCCCCUGGCGGGACCAAACAAAAAUAUAAAGAAGUUGUUGAUAUAGAAGCUCAAAGAAGAUUAAAUGAUUUGGCCCGUGAAGCAAGAAUACGCAGAGCACAACAAGCCGUUCUAAGAAAAGAGUUAAUAGCCACAUCGACUAAUGUGAUUAAAUCAGAAAUCUCUCUAAGAAUACUAGCCAGUGAGUGCCAUCUUACCUUGAAUGGUAUUGUAGAGGCAGAAGCUCAAUACAAAAUGGGAGGUCUUCCGAAAUCAAGACUGCCCAAAAUCAAACAUCCAAUGAUAGUUACCAAAUGGGUUGACUACUCCAACAAACACGGUUUUUCUUAUCAGUUAUCAACGGAGGAUAUUGGCGUCUUAUUCAAUAACGGUACGACAGUCCUCCGAUUGGCAGAUGCGGAAGAAUUCUGGUAUAUUAGUUAUGAUGAUAGAGAGGGUUGGGUAGCAAGCCACUAUUUACUGAGUGAAAAACCACGCGAGCUAAGCAGACAUUUAGAAGUAGUCGAUUUCUUUGCCAAAUACAUGAAGGCUAAUUUAAGUCGUGUUUCCACUUUUGGUAGAGAAGAAUAUCAUAAAGACGACGUGUUUUUGAGAAGAUAUACAAGGUACAAACCGUUCGUCAUGUUUGAAUUAAGUGAUGGUACUUUUCAAUUUAACUUUAAAGAUCAUCACAAAAUGGCAAUUUCCGAUGGAGGGAAAUUAGUCACCUACAUCUCUCCAUCUCAUGAGAGCACUACAUAUCCUUUGGUUGAAGUGUUGAAAUAUGGUGAAAUUCCAGGAUAUCCCGAAAGUAAUUUUAGAGAAAAGUUAACAUUAAUAAAGGAAGGUUUGAAGCAAAAAUCUACAAUUGUUACCGUAGACUGA
Saccharomyces eubayanus is the source of this 2118-nucleotide messenger RNA. It is a transcript of the gene CDC5, whose product is annotated as polo kinase CDC5. The record is from RefSeq and is a predicted model, not a curated record. Bases 1 to 2118 code for a protein of 705 amino acids. Gene Ontology annotation, cellular component: nucleus; cytoplasm; spindle pole body. Lineage: Eukaryota; Fungi; Ascomycota; Saccharomycetes; Saccharomycetales; Saccharomycetaceae. Gene Ontology annotation, molecular function: ATP binding; protein kinase activity; protein binding. Gene Ontology annotation, biological process: regulation of protein localization to mitotic spindle pole body; protein phosphorylation; mitotic cell cycle. The transcript has a single exon.